Molecule: messenger RNA, 573 nt
Organism: Penicillium canariense
Lineage: Eukaryota; Fungi; Ascomycota; Eurotiomycetes; Eurotiales; Aspergillaceae
Product: Mg-dependent acid phosphatase
Exons: 2
Coding region: 1-573 (190 amino acids)
Molecular function (GO): acid phosphatase activity
Source: RefSeq, a predicted model, not a curated record
AUGGUACGCGCCAAGCGCCAGAACACACAGCCCCUGGAGGAUGCCUCGGUGGCCCCCGCGACCUUCACCGACGGCCUGCCGCUUCCCAAGCUGAUUGCUUUCGACCUGGACUAUACGCUUUGGGGCGAAUCCUUCGCCUUCUACCCGGCCGUCUCCUCUAUCAUCUACGCCUGCAAGAGUCGAUCGAUUCCCAUGGCUCUUGCCUCGCGCACCCACGCGCCCGAUUUGGCCCGCGACAUGCUCAAAGCCCUCCAUAUCAUCCCUUCCUUCUCAGACAAUCUCGCGGCCAACAACGCAAAGUCCAUCCGUGCCCUGGACUACUUUGACUUCAUCCAGAUCUUCCCUGCCAACAAGACACAGCAUUUCUCACGUAUCCACCAGACGAGCGGGGUUGCGUACGAAGAGAUGCUGUUCUUCGAUGAUGAGGCGCGGAACCGCAAUGUGGAGACCGAGCUGGGCGUGACAUUUUACCUUGUGCGGGAUGGUAUGACCCGGGAAGAGGUCGAUCGUGGUGUUUGGGCAUGGAGAAAGCGCAAUGGCAUUAAGCAGAAGACUGCAGGGGAGGAUGCUUGA